Molecule: messenger RNA, 1749 nt
Organism: Penicillium manginii
Lineage: Eukaryota; Fungi; Ascomycota; Eurotiomycetes; Eurotiales; Aspergillaceae
Exons: 4
Coding region: 1-1749 (582 amino acids)
Biological process (GO): transmembrane transport
Cellular component (GO): membrane
Molecular function (GO): transmembrane transporter activity
Source: RefSeq, a predicted model, not a curated record
AUGGGCUCUCUUCACAUUCCUCCUCCCGCCGCGGGGAAUGCGAGAUCCGACGAUUCCGCCUCCUCCUCCUCGAACUCUCGAUACACACCCGUCUCCAAUGAUCCGGAAGAACAAGAACAAGAAGAAUAUGACUACUCGGCUUCACGGUUGGGGAAAGCGCCUAUGGGAAACUUGCGAUUACAGACGGAUUUCGAAGAAGAUGCGGAGACGGGCGAGCCUGUUUCCGAAGACGAGGAUAAUCGAUAUGAUUCUGAUGAGGAUAUCGAAGGAAAGACAGGGCGAGCUGUGGAUGGUCCGAAAUACACACCAGAUGAAGAAAAAGAAGUUGUUUCGGUAUUUGAUCGACGCCUAGUACCAUUUUUGGCCUUACUUUAUUUGCUGGCUUUCCUAGACCGUUCAAAUAUCGGAAACGCAAAAAUCGCCGGUCUACAAGAUGAUCUAAACCUCUCAUCUUCGCAAUAUGAAUGGUUACUUACCGCAUUCUACAUCACCUACAUCCUCUUCGAAUGGAUGACCCUUAUGUACCGCCUGGUACCACCGCAUAUCUAUAUAUCCCUCUGUGUUUGUGGAUGGGGCCUCGUGGCAUCAUUUCAAUGUCUCGCCACUUCAUUCUGGGGACUUGUCGUCCUCCGUGCUCUGCUCGGAAUUACCGAAGCGGCCUUUGGCCCCGGUGUUCCGUUUUAUCUAUCACUGUUCUACAAGCGUGACGAACUUGCAUUUAGAAAUGGGCUUUUUAUUUCAGCGGCUCCUCUGGCGACCUCUUUUGCGAGCACCCUGGCUUGGAUCAUCGUUAAGAUCAGCAGCAAUGGCGCUAUCUCUCCCUGGCGCAUUCUCUUUUUGGUCGAGGGCUUCCCCAGCGUCAUCGCUGCUGUUUUUGCCUGGAUAGUAAUUCCGGACUCUCCUGGUCGAGCUCGCUUUCUGACCCGCCGACAGCGAGGCAUUGCUCGACUCCGUCUUGAAGGGGAAAAGCCCGAACCCCAACAUUCGCAGGAGCAGCAGCAGUUUAACUGGGGGGAAAUUAAGAAGACACUUGCCGACCCCAAGGCAUACAUGGCUGCUUUUAUGUUUUUCAGCUGCAACGUUGCCUUCAGUUCCAUGCCGGUGUUUCUCCCCACUAUUAUCAAAGACAUGGGAUAUGACUCUCUUCAUGCUCAAGCGCGUUCCGCACCCCCAUAUCUUGUCGCAUUUGUCGUCGUCCUCAUGACAGCUUACGCCUCGGACCGCGCACGCACACGAAGCCCUUAUCUCAUCGCACACGCCCUCAUCUCCUCUGCUGCGUACCUCGCCAUCGCGUUGACGGGUUACUUCCACGAUCACAUCUCCCCCGGGCUGAGCAUCUUUAUCCGAUACAUUUGCGUGUUCCCAGCCACGGCGGGAUUUUUCUCAGCAAUCACUUUAAUCAUCACCUGGUCAAUGGAUAAUCGAGUCGAGAAGGAAGGUAAAGGAGCUAGUAUCGCCAUCUUGAAUGUCAUCGGGCAGUGUGGGCCAUUACUUGGAACACGAUUAUACCCCGAGUCCGACGGCCCAUGGUACGUUCCUGGUAUGGCAAUCUGUUCGUUUUUCAUGGUCGUCGUCGCUAUAUUGGCCCUUGUGUUGCGGAUCUUGUUACAGAGAGAGAACCGGGCCGUUGCCGAUGAUGAGGAUCACGGGACUGUGGACCCGGGCGAGGAGCGAGAAGAGCUUAUGGGCGGCGGAAGAAGGGAUGACCUUGAAGGAUCUGGUGAUCAAAGGCUUGUGUAUAUCAUUUAG